Xyrichtys novacula (pearly razorfish) is the source of this 192-nucleotide messenger RNA. Lineage: Eukaryota; Metazoa; Chordata; Actinopteri; Labriformes; Labridae. The record is from the annotation of a GenBank genome assembly.
AUGGCUUGGCUUCAGCUCAAAGGCGAGCAGCUCUCUGGGUCAGCUUAUUAUUUCAAUGGAUGCAAGGCGCUGAUGUUCUCAAGUGUGGUGCACUUCAAUCAAGCGACCCGGCAGCUUUGCACAUGGGUCAAGGCUGCAGAAUCAUCUAUCGAGGAGCUGAAGACGGCCCAGGCUGGUUCUGUGGCGGUUUAG